GUCAAACUCGGAACCACUCGCUGUGGUUGCUACUGUUUUGCGUUUUUCGUACGAAGUGUGAUUUACUGACAAAAUGCCGCGAAUUAUGAUCAAAGGUGGUGUUUGGCGGAACACCGAGGAUGAAAUCCUCAAAGCCGCCGUGAUGAAGUAUGGCAAGAACCAGUGGUCACGAAUUGCAUCUUUGCUUCACAGGAAGUCGGCGAAGCAAUGCAAGGCCCGCUGGUAUGAAUGGUUAGAUCCCAGCAUAAAAAAGACAGAAUGGUCCCGUGAGGAAGAUGAAAAACUUCUGCAUCUUGCCAAGUUGAUGCCCACCCAAUGGCGAACAAUUGCUCCCAUCAUUGGGAGGACGGCAGCUCAAUGCCUUGAACGAUACGAAUAUUUGCUGGAUCAAGCUCAGAGAAAGGAGGAUGGAGACGACUCAGUGGAUGACCCCAGAAAACUUAAACCAGGAGAAAUUGAUCCGAAUCCAGAAACUAAGCCGGCACGUCCUGAUCCAAAAGAUAUGGACGAAGAUGAACUCGAAAUGUUGUCGGAAGCCCGAGCUCGUUUAGCCAACACCCAAGGUAAAAAAGCUAAACGGAAAGCGCGUGAGAAGCAAUUGGAGGAAGCCAGACGAUUGGCGGCUCUUCAGAAGCGAAGGGAAUUGCGAGCAGCCGGGAUAGGUUGUGGCAAUCGCAAACGUUUGAAAGGAAUCGACUACAAUGCGGAGAUUCCUUUCGAGAAAAGACCGGCACUAGGAUUCUACGAUACAUCCGAAGAGGUUGUGGAAAAAAUGGAACCAGAUUUUAACAAGAUGCGCCAACAAGAUUUGGACGGAGAACUACGGGUCGAGCAAGAGGAGCGAGAACGCAAGAAAGAUAAGCAAAAGUUGAAGGAGCGAAAAGAAAAUGAUAUGCCAUUGGCUAUGCUACAAAAUCAAGAGCCAGCGAGGAAGCGUUCUAAGUUGGUGUUGCCAGAACCUCAAAUUUCAGAUCAGGAAUUGCAACAAGUAGUAAAAUUAGGUCGUGCUAGCGAAAUAGCGAAAGAAGUGGCGUCGGAAAGUGGGAUAGAAACAACAGACGCAUUGCUUGCUGACUACAGCAUUACUCCUCAAGCCGCGGCGACUCCUAGAACCCCAGCUCCAUAUACCGAUAGAAUCAUGCAAGAAGCACAAAACAUGAUGGCCCUAACGCAUGUUGACACUCCUCUCAAAGGUGGCGUUAACACUCCUCUUCACGAGUCAGAUUUUUCGGGUGCCUUGCCGAAAAGUGUUGCAAUAGCCACACCAAAUACUGUUCUCGCCACACCUUUCCGUUCUAGUCAUGGUAAUGCGGCAACACCUGGUGGAUUUGCCACCCCGUCCUCUGUUAUGCUGGCUAAAACUCCUGGAGCAGCAGCGACACCCGCUCUUGUCAGAGACAAAUUAAAUAUAAAUCCUGAAGACGGUUUGAGUGUAACAGAAACUCCCGCAGCAUUCAAAAACUAUCAGCGGCAAGUUAAACAAUCUUUGAGAGACGGUCUAGCGAGUUUGCCAACACCGAAAAAUGAUUAUGAGAUAGUAGUUCCCGACGAACAGGAGGAGACUGAAGAAUCAAAGCCCGCAGAGGAUGCUGCCGAAGAUCAGGCUGAUGUUGAUGCAAAAGCACUUGCUGAUUUGAAAGCGAAAGAACAAGAAGAACUUGCGAAACGCUCCAAAGUCAUCCAAAGAUCUCUACCAAGACCAACUGAAGUUAACACAAAGAUUUUGCGACCGCCGUCCGAGAAGCAGGGGCUGAACGAUCUGCAAAAAGCAGAAGAACUCAUUAAACAUGAAAUGGUUACAAUGUUACUCUUCGAUUCCGUAAAAAAUCCAGUUCCUAAUCAGCAACAGAGCAAAGUUGAACAGCUACAAAACUAUUUCAAAUCCAACCCAUAUGAAGAUUUUUCGGACGGAGAUCUCAAAGCGGCCUCAUCCUUAUUAGAAGAAGAAAUGAAAGUUGUCAAGCAAGGCAUGGGCCAUGGUGAUCUAUCGUUAGAAAGUUAUUCACAAGUGUGGCAAGAGUGCCUCAGUCAAGUGUUAUAUUUGCCAAGUCAAAAUCGAUAUACCCGAGCGAAUCUUGCUAGCAAAAAGGAUCGCUUGGAAUCGGCAGAAAAACGUCUCGAACAGAACCGCAAACACAUGGCCAAAGAAGCGAAACGAUGCGGUAAAAUUGAAAAGAAACUGAAAAUUUUGCUGGGAGGUUAUCAAGCUCGUGCUCAAGCUCUUUCGAAGCAAUUGCAGGAUACAUAUGACCAGAUCGAACAAAAUCAUCUAGCCCUCUCUACAUUCAAGUUUUUAGCCGAACAGGAGAAAGUUGCCAUCCCGAAACGUUUGGAGUCUCUGACGGAGGAUGUGAAGCGUCAAAUGGAACGUGAAAAAGAUUUGCAGGCUAAGUACGCUAGUUUGCGGGAUGAACUUGAAGAAUUGAAAAGAAGUCUUCAGAUGGUCGCUAUUAAUAAUGAUGUAGGACAGUCUAAUAACCAUACGACAGAAAGGACAGUGGAGGAAGAUUAGGAGAGAUUAUGUAUUCUUUUCCUUGUCUUGAAGAUUUUUUAGAAAGAUGGAAAAAUAAAAUACAAAAUAAAGACUAUG
This is a messenger RNA of Hermetia illucens (black soldier fly), 2590 nucleotides long. RefSeq names its product cell division cycle 5-like protein (gene Cdc5). The record is from RefSeq and is a predicted model, not a curated record. The transcript has 8 exons. Gene Ontology annotation, biological process: regulation of transcription by RNA polymerase II; mRNA splicing, via spliceosome. Gene Ontology annotation, molecular function: RNA polymerase II transcription regulatory region sequence-specific DNA binding; DNA-binding transcription factor activity, RNA polymerase II-specific. Lineage: Eukaryota; Metazoa; Arthropoda; Insecta; Diptera; Stratiomyidae. The coding region runs from base 74 to 2512 and encodes 812 amino acids. Gene Ontology annotation, cellular component: spliceosomal complex; Prp19 complex.